Messenger RNA from Drosophila gunungcola (fruit fly), 1638 nucleotides. RefSeq names its product lymphokine-activated killer T-cell-originated protein kinase. The record is from RefSeq and is a predicted model, not a curated record. The transcript has 3 exons. Gene Ontology annotation, biological process: protein phosphorylation. NCBI's taxonomy places the organism in Eukaryota, Metazoa, Arthropoda, Insecta, Diptera, Drosophilidae. Bases 229 to 1368 code for a protein of 379 amino acids. Gene Ontology annotation, molecular function: protein kinase activity; ATP binding.
AAAGUGUCGUGUGGCGUACUCGAGUGAAAUAAACUUUCAAAACAGCUGAAAAUGUGAUUAAUUGUUGCCAAAUAACUGCGAGGGUCACACUGCCACUUAAGAAAGUGUUGGUGCCGCCGCUCACACCCACUGUUGCAUUCCAUUUACAGUUCAAACGGCCUUUUUGUGCGCGUCGCUUUUUUUUGUUGAUUGAUUAAUAAUUUUUUAUUGAGAAUAAGCGAAUAAACGAUGGAAACGCCGCGCCGCAAGCUGCGCAAUUUGCACUUGGAGAACGUGCAGAACAGCAGCACACCGAUUCGCGUGCCGCCAUCGCCGAUGCUAAAAACGCUGGGCCACGGGACCGGCGUCAGCGUUUACCGCCUGGACCGCUCGCCACGGCGCGGCCAAAUCCGCUCUCCAUGGGCCGUCAAGCGGAUCACGCAUAAUAUGCGAGUCAAGAAGGACACGCUAUUCAACGAGCGGAUUGUCCACGAGGCGGAAAUCUUGCGCAAACUUCAACACCCAAAUAUCGUGGGAUUCCGUGGUGUUGUCACCAACGCCGAGGGCGUUAACACAUUGGCUCUCGAAAUGUGCACCACCUCGCUGGGUUCCAUACUUGAGGAACGUCACGACGAGGAUCUGGGUCCGCUGCCAGCCAAACACACUUUCAAAAUGAUCAUGGACGUCGCCCUUGCCCUAGAUUUCCUUCACAACGAGGCUCGCAUGCUGCACGGCGACCUCAAGUCCUUUAAUGUCCUGGUUAAGGGAGAGUUUGAGAUCUGCAAAUUGUGCGAUUUCGGGGUCUCUUUGCCGCUGGACGAGCAAGGCGAGAUUAAUUUCCUCAAGAACCCAGGGUUGCGAUAUGUGGGAACUAGCCUGUGGUGCGCUCCAGAGGUCGUAGAUGAUGUGGAUAUCAUAGACAGCAAGGCAGACAUUUUCAGCUUUGGCCUAAUUAUCUACGAGACCUUGGCCCUGGUGCCGCCACACACCUUGGAGCUCGAUGCAGCGCUGGGCGAGGAUAUGGACAGCUCCCACGACUUGACCACCGACGCGGAGAAGCUGCAGCGCAAGCAGCUGGACUUCUCCGGGGUAGCUGCAGAAAUCGAGGAGGAUAUGAGUCAGGAGGCGGUUGAAGAGGAGGAUGUCGACGAGGAAGAGGACGAUACUAAGGAGAACGACACCAAGGAGAACGACUUCUCUGACCUUGACUCGGCUUAUGGCACACGCCCACCACUGCCGGUUGCCUUUGAACUCAGCGACGAUUACAACUGCAUCGUGGAGCUGUUCUACCUGUGCACAAAUGCUCUGAGCGAGGAUCGUCCGGCUGCGAAGACCAUUUGGCAGUGUCUGGAGAACAAUGCCGCGAAUGUGGCGAACGGAAGCGAUUAGACUGAUUUUCAUUCUCAUCCUCCUACACAAUCUUCCUCCAUUUGGAUAUUAGCUCUAAACUGUAAUUUGUCUAGAUGUCUCAUUUUUGUUUGCAUGUAUGAAAAACUAGUUAUAAUUUGAACUCUGUAAAAAAAGACACACGACGAGCACGCAUGAAGCAAAGAAUUCGCUCAUACACAUAAAUGUAAUUUUCUGAUUGGUUAAGUUAAGUGUAUAUAUUCAGCAGCCGAAAGAUAAGAAAGAUAAAUCGACUCUCAACUGAAAGAAAAA